Mytilus trossulus (common blue mussel) is the source of this 8602-nucleotide messenger RNA. RefSeq names its product protein mono-ADP-ribosyltransferase PARP14-like. Gene Ontology annotation, biological process: protein poly-ADP-ribosylation; negative regulation of gene expression. Bases 291 to 7391 code for a protein of 2366 amino acids. Lineage: Eukaryota; Metazoa; Mollusca; Bivalvia; Mytilida; Mytilidae. Gene Ontology annotation, molecular function: transcription corepressor activity; NAD+ poly-ADP-ribosyltransferase activity; NAD+-protein mono-ADP-ribosyltransferase activity. The transcript has 19 exons. The record is from RefSeq and is a predicted model, not a curated record. Gene Ontology annotation, cellular component: nucleus; cytoplasm.
UAGCUAGUUACGAAACGACUAGGGUACGAAAUUACCAGGUUACGAAACGACCUUGCAAAAUACUCAGACGUAAUAAAUUUUAGGUAAACCUACAAAGUGAAACCGAAAGUAGAAUUUAGUUUUCUGAGAUUGAUCUGUUCAACCCUGUGUGUCAUGAUACCAAAAACAGACUGAACGAAAACUACGUUUUGUCACACUAUUUCUAUGAUUGCAGUCAAUGAUAACAGAGAAAAUAGUGUGUUCCAAUCUUGAAGCCUUUUACAACCUGAUAUACAACUGAAGAUAAAAAAAUGAGUGGGCAAACAGAGAAGAUGGACAACACUACAGAAAAAACAAAUGAUGGACAUUUACAUUAUUCUCUACCAAUCUCAGUGAUAUCUGCUAUUCCAUAUACAUUAAAUGAAGAUUCAUUACCUAGUUCUGAUGAGGAUGGACCUGAUGUUUAUGUGCCACCCUAUAACAUACCAUCAAUGAGUAUCUCUAAUGUAGGAAAAUCUUUUAGCAUAGAAUCUGAGGGUGAGCAGAUAGACCAUAGUGAUCUUAAUGAAGGUCACCAUGAAGAUCAAGGUCAUCAAGAGAACAUUGAGGAUGGUGUGAAGGAAGAAGUUAUAGAUGAUAUUUCAAUAGAUGGAUUUAAUGACGAUAGAAGCAAUGGCGAACACAUGGCUGAUGAGAUCAGUCGUGAAUCACCAGUGUCUAUUUGUGGUUUAAGUCAAGAUAAGGAAACAGAAACAAAAAUUGAUAAUUUUAGAUUUGAAGCAGAUAAACAGGGAAGGGGAAAUAUUAUAAAGCAGACAGAAAUAUAUUCUCACAUGGCAGAGGAAACAGAAAUAAAGGAUAAAGAUCAAAAUAGGGAAGUGAAACAAAUGGAAAUCUCAAAAGAGAAAGAAAACAGUAAAUGGAAAAAGAUGGAUGAUGAUGAAUGUCCAAGUACAUUUACUACAAAGUUAGGACUAGAUGGAACAUGUCAUGGAAAACCUGAUAUGUGUGAGUCAGACAUGAGUGAAGUAACUAAGGCCAUGGUAGAGGAUACUUCACAGGAAGAUAAAUCAGUGGAUAAAAGUGAUGACUAUCAAGUAUCUGGUGAAGGAGAAGUACAGUUACAAACAAAUAAAUACAAUGUUACUAAGAAAUCUGAAAACAACACUCAUGAUAGGGUUAGAGAUGUGGAUAAGUCUCUGAUUGUUGACAAUGAAUUAAAUUUAGAAAGGGGAGAAAAACAGAAUGUUAAAGCUGUUGAUCAGGUUGAAGAUGAAACUGUACAAAAAAAGAUUGAAAGUGGAGAACAUCCAUCAGUACCAAUCAAACCAGUCAAUGCAGUUAAUUAUAAUCCAGGAAGAGUGGGUCAGUGGGGUCAAUUUCAAUACAUGCCGCACAAUUAUCCGUAUUAUAAUAUGGGUGCUCUUCAUCAACCUGGAUUGCCUCAGCAUUAUCCUCCCUAUCCUGUAUCCCCACCGUAUACUGGUUUCCAUGUGUCUCCUAUGUCCCCUCCUCCACAAACUGGUUACCAGCAGCCAGUUAUAAAUGGAAGAAAGGGAGAUAACUUGAUAGCAGAUUUAAGAUCAGACACUUCAGAGUUGCCUGUCUCACCUACUUAUAAGAUUGUAGGAAAUUCUGACAUAGCUGCUCCAGAUAAAGCUUCCAGGUCAGCAGCCACAAAUCACAAUAAACCUUAUCCAGGGUUACUUCCUGACAAAGAACUGGCUGACAAUAAAAUGGUACCUAAUAAAGCAAGCACCCAAGGGAGCAAGAUUGUAAUUACAUUCACAGGGGACAUCUCAGAAUAUACACUGAGGUACUAUUUUGAAAAUACCCGAAAGUCUGGUGGUGGAGAAAUAGAAGAUAUGGAUUUCAGUCCUGAUACUGGAGUAGCAGUUGUAGAAUUCAAAGAAAAUGAAAGUGCAGCCAAUGUUUUGAAAAAGCAAGAUGUUCACAAAGUAUCUGAUGUAAAACUAGAAAUACAUGUGGUUGCACAAGAGGCUGACAUGAGUAGAUUGAUAGAGGAAGAGAAGGUUUUUGUUACUGGUGUGAUGAAUACUACAACGGAGGACUGUUUGAAUGACUACAUAGAAGUAAAGUCAGGUGCUGAACCAACUUACAUUAGUUAUGGAAGGGAGAAAACUUCUGCUCUCAUUACAUUUGAAGACAAAGUUGAUUUUACCAAGCUGAAAACAGGCUGUCUCAUGAAACCACUAGAAGGCAGUACUUUAAUAGUUUCAAGGGUACCAGUUACAAGAACUGUACUGGUAUCUGGUAUUGGUCAUGACUCUGGGAUAACUAAUGAUACAGUGAAAUAUUAUUUUGAGAAUGAGAGACGUAGCAGUGGACAUGAGGAUGCUGAGAUAUUGGAAUAUGAUAGUGAUACUUGUGUAAUAAGAUUUCCAUCUCCAGAAGUGGCUAGAAGGGUAUGUGACAAAACUCAGAAGAUUGGGGAUAGAACUUUGGAGGUUUGCCUAUUUUAUGAAUUUCUUGGAAAGCCAGGAAAAGCACUAGAAAUUCCAGAACCAGAAAUUAUCUCAGCAGAUUUUAACAUUUUGAAGUUCAUUAAAAAUUUACCAAGCAUGAAGGAAGAUUUUGAAAAGAAAUUAGUUGGAUUAUAUGGACACAUUGAAUGGCCAGAAGAUUUGGAGAAUGACGAAGUGAAGAUCGUGUGUGACCUAGAUUUGUCAACAUCUGAAGGACAGAAAGCCGUAGAAUCAUGGCAGACGGACAUCAACAAUUGUACGGAGGAAUUUAUAUCAACAUUGACAACAAUGAGAAUAACAACCUUACCAGAGGCUUGGGGCGAGGUGGUGAAAGGAUUACGAACUUUGAUCAUAGCUGAUCCGGAAAAAGCUUGUGUUAUUUUGGAAAAAGAAAAUAAUGAUAUCUUGAUGGUUGGUGAAAGAAAUAUUAUUAAAGAACUGUAUCUGGAUAUACAAAAAAUUGUGUCCCGUUCAGAGGGGAGAAGUUCACACACAGAAACAACACCAACUAAAGUUCUUUCAUUUAAAAAAUACAAGUUACAGUUACUGUGGCUAUUGAAAUAUUUUGAUGUAGUUCUAAAAAAAUAUCCAGGGUUAGAGGCAAAGUGUAAUCUGGAUGCACGAGAGGUAACUCUAUCUGGGAAGGUGGAAUCUAUGCAAGCUGCUGAAUUAUUUCUGCGUGAAACCGCAAACUCCUUUGCAGUAAAGACUUUCAAGAUGAGCAAACAAAAAAAGGAUCUGCUAUUCAAAAAGGGGGCAAGAGAAGUUUGGUACCAGGAAGCUAAAACUAAGCAGAUAAUAGCUACAUGGAAUAUAGAACGUGGUCAUGUGUGUGAAAUGUACGCUAACUCAAAAAAAGAGGCUGAAAAGGCCAUAAUAUGCAUUCAAGAUCUAUUUUUAGAAGAUGAAUUCGUGGUGGAUGAAAAUUAUGAAGAUUUUAUUCAAUCUUCUCAAUGGAAGGAGCUUCAAGGUAGACUAGCAGAACGAGAUGAGAAUUGCUUUUGUGUAAGAACAGAUCGUGGAAGGAUUCAAUUAGCUGCCACAAAGUAUAUCUUCCUAGAAAUUAAGUUAGAUAUACAGAAAGAAAUAGAUGAUUUUUCCAAACUUCAUUGCAGGCAUACAAAAACAAUAAAUUGUGAUAAAGGUAUACAUCUUUAUAUUCGACAUAACCAUCAGAAAGAAAUACAGAAAAUUGAAAAAACUUUGAAAAGCAUGGAUGUCAAAAUUACUUCAGACAAUCAAAAUUAUUCUUAUGAAAUAAAGGGAAAUAAAACAGGUAUUACCCUGGCAAGCAGUAAACUGGAUGCCUUGAUGAAAACUAUUCAUACAGACAAACACAAACUCCAUUCCUAUGGAAUAAGAGACUACUUUUUAUCGCCACCAGGUAAAAAAGAAACGGUAGACAUAGGUAAAAAACAUUCUUCUGUGGUACUCCAAGAAACUGAUUAUUCUGAAGAGAAAGCCAGACGAGCUGAGAAAGGUGGGGAAUUGAGGUUGUCAGCACCAGGAGUUAAGAGAGUGUUUAUACAUGAUGGGGUCCAUAAGAUUUACCUGGUGGAAGGGGAUAUUACACAGCUAGACGUAGAUGCUAUAGUUAAUGCUGCUAACAAUGAUAUGGACCAUUGUGGAGGCUUGGCUAAAGCUAUUGCAGAUGCAGCUGGAAAAACAGUGCAGGAUGAAUGCCAUGAAUACGUAAAACAACAUGGUCAAGUACGUGAUGGUGAUGCAAUCUACUCCAAACCUGGUAAAUUACCGUGUAAGAUGAUAAUCCAUGCCGUAGGUCCUGUCUGGAAGGGAGGAAAGCAAGGGGAAAGAAACUUACUCAAGGCUGCUGUAUUACAAUGUUUGGCGUUGACUGAACAGAGAGAGUACAAAACGGUGGCCAUUCCUGCUCUGAGUGGAGGAAUAUUUGGUUACCCCCUGGAUGAUUGUACCAUCACUAUUGUUGAGACUAUAAAGGAAUAUUUUGAUCAGAAUGGUAGCACGACCACUGUUACUGGGGUAUAUCUAUGUGAUAUCAGUGGGGAAACAAUUAAACUAUUCCAGGAUGCAUUACAAGAUGCUUAUAGUAUUGAAAAAAGUACAGAAAAAGGCAAGCAUCGUUAUCCAGAUGAACAACGACCCCUAAAAUAUCCUGGUCAUGAUUCUGAGUCAGAUUUUAAGCCAAUCAGAUAUCCAGACACUCAACCUAAUGAUGCACCAAGCAAUCCGAUUCGUUAUCCACAUUCAGGGGAGACAACUUCUGAUUACCCUUCAGAUCGGUCAAACCAUCAUACAGCAUCCAGUGAUACUUCCUCAGGAUCUGAUGGGGAUUUUAUAAAGGUUGUCAAAGGUCUGCUCACACAGAGAAAGGUUGAUGUGAUUGUUAACUCAGUGAGUCUUAGUCUAGAUCUGUCACGUGGCAGAUUGUCAAAAUCUAUACUGGGAGCUGCUGGAGACAUAAUACAAACAGAGAUUUACCAGUACAUAGGUACAUUCCAACCUUUCCACAAUGUCGCUGUAACAUCAGGUGGAAAUAUGCCCUGUAAGAAUAUAGUCCAUGGUGCGUUAGCUCCCUUUGAUGGUUUGGAAACCAAAAGUGUCAAGAUACUUCAGAUGUUUAUACUCAUGUGUAUGAAUUCAGCAUCUGACCAUAAGAUGACAUCCAUAGCUUUUCCUGCUGUCGGUACAGGAGUACUCAACUUUCCUGUUGACAUAGUUGCCAAGACGAUGUUUGAGAUAGUACUGUUGUACAAACAAACGGUCCCUGAUUCCAGUAUUAAGAGUGUUGAAUUUGUUAUCUAUCCUGAAGAUACUGCUGCCGUUAGGGCUUUUGAGGAUGAACAAAGAAAAAUGAGGCGUAAAACAAGCAGCCAAACCUAUACAGAUCUCAAUGCAAAAGUAUCUGUAGAUGAAGAUAGAGCAGUACCCAGUAAAGGAAGUACCACCAAGCUUGGAAGUAUUGAUGUACUAAUUAAGUGUGGAGAUAUAACCAAAGAAAAGUCUGAUGCUAUAGUCAACACUACAUCACACUCCUAUGAUUUAUCUAAAGGUGCAGUAUCCAAAGCCAUUCUAACAGCUGCUGGUUCAGAUAUACAGAAAGAAUUAGUUCAGGAAGCUGAACGUUCUACAUCCAAAGGGUUGGUAGUGACCUCUGGUGGCAAAAUGAACUGUAAACAUAUUUUCCACAUCAUUGCUCAGUCUACCUUGCCAGGCUGGGAGGCUGCAGUGAAUAAAUGUCUCACAGCAGCUGAGAACAGAAAAUUAUCAACAAUGGCUUUACCUGCAUUAGGAACAGGAAUAAAAGCAUGUAAAUCUGAAGAUGUUGCAUCAGCAAUAUUUUCAGCCAUUAAGGACUUCUCAACCCAGCAUAUUAAACAAGUAACACUAGUUGUGUUCCAAAAAGAAAUGGCUGCUGAUUUUAUAACAGAGCUGAAGAAAACAGAUGGUGUUGGAGGGAAAAGGGGCCAUACUGAUACAAGGGACUAUGGUCGUAGGGACAACAGGGGCUAUGGACAUAGAGGCGCCACAGGGAGAAAUACUGAGCAUGGAAGUGACCAUAAAGAUGACCACAGAGACAAGCAAGGUAGAAAUACUGAGCAUAGAGCCGGUCACAGAUGUGGUCAUAGAGGUGGUCAUAGAGGUUCAACACCAAGAGAGAAUGAGCAGAGAGGUGGUCACAGAGGUGCACAUAGAGACACAACACCCAGAGAGAAUGAACAUAGAGGCUUUAAGUAUGGACAUGAUGACAAAGACAGACCACCCCAUCGAGACACAUCAAAGGAAGAAAGUAAACCAGAUACAGUUAAAUUCUAUAUAUGGUCUGAUUCCUGGGAUAGCAUUAAAGCUGUAAAGAGAGAUUUAGACAAAGUGGCUGAUGAUCAGUGUUACCAUAAAUCUAUUCAUGAAUAUUCAAAAGUUGUCCAUAAUUUAAAGGAUGAAAAGAUUUUCAGAGAUAUUGAAAAGCAGCUUAAGGUAAAAAUAACAGAAAGCAAAGGUGUUGUAAAAAUCCUGGGGGCACUAGCUCAAGUGAACAAGGCUUCAGACGCCCUUCAGACUCAGCUUAGAAAAGAAGAAGCUCGAAUGAUUGAUUACGACAAAGCAAAAGAAGUGGCUAACUAUAUCCAAUGGUAUUAUAAGGACCAAUCGUCAGAUAGAUUCAAACCUUUCACAUUAGAACUGAAUUAUCUUAUAGAAACUGAAUUUAAAAAUAAAUCAACACAAGUUAGAAUAACAGAUAAUAAAGGAGAGAAAUACAAAAUUGACUUUAACAAAAUGGAGGAAAUUCCUGCUAGUAGUCCAAAUACAAAGAUUCCUGUACAGAGAAAAUCAAAGGAACAACAAAAAGGUUCUGGUGUCAAUCUUCCUCCCAACUGGACACAUGUAAAGUUAGCUGUUGGACAACUAUGUCAUGAACAACAGUUACAGCCAGGAAACCCUGAGUAUGAUCGAGUCAAAUCUGAGUUCCAGAAAACUGGAGGAAGCGGGACCAUUGUCAAGAUAUCCAGGGUACAAAACCCCACUCUUUAUCUUCAGUAUGCAGCUAAAAAGAAGGAAUUAUAUAAUAAGAAUGGUAAAAACCCUGAGCGAUGGUUGUGGCAUGGUACCUCAGCUGAUACAGUGGAUAAGAUUAUUACUCUUGGCUUUAACAGAAGUUAUUGUGGAAAAAAUGGUACUGCCUAUGGAGCAGGAGUAUAUUUUGCUGUGAAUUCGUCCUACUCUAUAGGAUAUUGUACAUCUGACACCCAUGGCCUGAAGCACAUGUUCUCCACGCAGGUGUUAACAGGUGAUGCAUGUCCUGGUAAUGGAGGGAUGACCGUCUUGCCACCAAAACCAGGGAAAUCACUGACAUACGAUUCAGCAUCUGACAAUCCAUCAAAUCCUGUUAUGUUUAUUAUAUUUCAUGAUAGCCAGGCUUACCCGACAUAUCAUGUUUUCUUUAAAUAAAUAAACAAUUUUAAUGUAUAUUUUAUAUGUAAUUUAUAAAUAAACACAUGUUAUGUUGUUAUAUUACCUUUUUUUCUAUCAAUGAAAGCUGUUCCUUUGUGUCAACUGCAUUCAAGUAUAACAUAUGAUGCUAUCUUUUAUGUUUUUAAAACAGGAAGGAUACAGACAUUUUCCAUAUAUAUAUAUAUAUUUAGCAUACAAGGCAGUGCAUAUUGUAUUAUCCCCAGUUGUCAGCUCAUCUAGGAUAUCACACUGUUAUCUUACUUGCUCCUGACAUGGGGGGAAAUGUAAACAUACCUAAUCUUCUGGGUUAGACAACUUUAUGUAUAUUUUUUAUAUGUAUUAUUUAUUUAUUUUUAUGUUUUCUCAAUAUACAAUCAGCCACACUUGCAUUGUGUAUUGUAAAAACUUUUAAGCUGCUUAGAUGUUUACUUAAGAAAGUUGUGUAUCUCGUGCUUUCAUUGAAUGUUAUUUGUUUUAAUAUCUAAUAUUAAUAAUGUUACUGUCAUGUCAAAUGUCUUUACCCAUUUGGGCCCUUAAUUUAAAUAUUUUGCUUCUUCUUCUUAGACAAGCAUGUUACUUCCUAGUUGAUUUUAUUGUGCAAGUUUACUAUAAAUGCUUGAUGUAAUAGUGUUAUUUUAAGUUCAUUGAAAAUAUAUAUUUGGCGACUGGAAAUUUAAGAAAAAGCCUUUAUACUGUUUGAACUAUUUUGUUUAUUUUACAUUUCCCUACUGAUACAUUUGUUAUGAUUUAACAUUAUCAGAACUUAAUUUUGAUUGGUUCCUUUAUAGAUCGUGAUUUAAAGAAAUCAGUUUUUCAUUCUGCCGUUAAUUGCCAAAAAUUAAUAUGAAAUUUUGUUUAAGUCUUUAUAAAAAGUACAACCUUGGUUUUAUUCAUCAUUGUACAUGUCCCAUUUUCUUGCCCACAGGAACGUCAUUUGGAGAAGGAGUAUACUUUGCCCCUGAUGCCAAACAUUCCUCUUGUUAUUGCUCACAAGACAGUAAUGGGAACAAGCAUAUCUUUUCUGUACAAGUUUUGACUGGGAAAAUGUGUCAAGGACAUCAAGGAUUGAAAGUGCUGCCCCCUAUACCAGGCAAAGGUCAUGUGAACUAUGACUCAGCAGCUAAUGAUCUUUCUAAUCCAACAGAAUUAGUUAUAUUUCAUGAUAGUCAAGCAUAUCCUGCAUAUCAUGUCUGUUUUAAAUAUAAGUC